GUCGUAUUUUGAUGACGAGGUGCCUCUGUGUGAGCAGCAUGAUGAAUAGCUCACCUACCUGCUACGGUCUCUUGCUGGUUGUGCCUACUACCACAGAAUUCUUCCCCCUGUGUUAAGCGUAAUGUGAACAUUUGCAGUAUUGCAUGGCAGAGGCUAUUCUCAACAAUGUCGUGGGUCAAAUCUUUGGCCUCUGGAAAUGAAGACAUUUUCGAUGAAGAUACAGAUGAUAUUAGCCUACAGAAUAAGGAAUGGAAACAAAACAUGGAAAAGCGAGCCAAGGAUGGCUACCGAGAUGGUGUUGACGCAGGGAAAGAAGCAUCCCUUCAGCUUGGUUUUAACGAUGGAUACAGGGAAGGAGCGAUCCGAAUGAAGGCCAUUGGGCAACUCAAAGGAAUUGUAAGUGCUCUGCAGUGUUGGAGUGAACGGCAAGCUGUAAAAAGCUCUGCCUCGGCCUCCAUAUCCAGCCUGAUGCAGGAUGUAGUGCAACACGAGGAGGCUGUCCUGGAGGCCAUGAAGAGGGCUCAGGAGAGGCCCAUUCCCAGUGUUGGGGAGGUUUCAGAGGCCGUGGAGGACCUUGAGAUGGCAGUGGAUCAGGAGCCGCCACAGGCCCAGGCCCAGACAGUGAACUGUGGCAAGGGAGACUGCUGCAAGAAAGAAUCACACUGCUGUAGGGAGCAGUCUGCAUGCUCCUCCACUGCCACGGUGAGCUUGGAGGAGUUGGUCACAAGGUGUGCGAAGCUGGCAACAGAGCUGGAACUGUCCGAGGAAUUUGUAGGUCACAUACAACAGCUGAAGACAUAUGGGCUCUGACUCAACGAUAAAGAUUACUACUUUUUUUUUUAUGUGUACUAUUUGAAUUGUAUUGAAUUGUUCUGUUUGUCUUUUGGACUGAUCCUUUGUCUGACAUCAUUUCAUUGCCUCAAAUUGAAACCUAAAAAGCACUAAUAUGGAUGAUGUGGAAUUGAAAUGAUUUGACUGUAAGGAGUAGACUUUGACCUCAAAAAUAAAAUGGCCAGCAUUGUUAUCUUUUGUAACUUUGUACAUGAAAAAUACUCAGAUCUGUGGCAUUUAAAGUGAGUGUGGAACUCAUUUAUGUGAGUUCAAUGUGACAUUCUGACAUGUGACAAUCAUAGUUUUUGUGCUGAUUCGCCAUGAAUGAGACCAAUUAGGUCGUAAAUAUCAGCCUUGCUGAUAUACUAGUAAAUGAAACAAAAAAGACUAAUAUUACACCUGUUUGAAAUAAAACAUUGGCUUUGG
Molecule: messenger RNA, 1257 nt
Organism: Alosa sapidissima (American shad)
Lineage: Eukaryota; Metazoa; Chordata; Actinopteri; Clupeiformes; Clupeidae
Gene: otulina
Product: OTU deubiquitinase with linear linkage specificity a
Exons: 3
Coding region: 166-810 (214 amino acids)
Source: RefSeq, a predicted model, not a curated record